Molecule: messenger RNA, 15514 nt
Organism: Pelobates cultripes (western spadefoot toad)
Lineage: Eukaryota; Metazoa; Chordata; Amphibia; Anura; Pelobatidae
Source: the annotation of a GenBank genome assembly
AUGUUGGCUGGUAACGUAUCUGUGUAAUAUUCAAUUAAUCAUAUAAAAUAUAAUAAAUAUGAGAGAGAGAGAGCAUAGCCAUAUUACUGAUAUAUAGAACAUGUAGUCAACCUGUUAUGUCUGUUGCUUCAUUCAUGAUUGACUUACUGAUCAGUUCAUUAUUCUAGGGAAUUUGAUAAUAUUGGCAGCAUUAAGGCAUCUGACACAAUUUCAUUUACAAAGCCCAAAUUUGUAUUGUUUAUUUAGACCUGCCUCCUCCUCGUUUAAACUGUGGUAAUGCCGUACAUGGGUGGUUCUGCUACUGGGUCCUCCAUUGUUUCUUAUACCCUUACAGAUUGUACCCUUUAAACCAAAAUAAAUUCCAAAAUAGAAGUACAAGAACUUGUCACUGUUUGGACAGUAUUUUAAUGAUACACAAGACAGUAAAUUAAGUUUAUUACCAUUGAGACACUAACUAACCAAAUAUUAUAUUGUGUAUUGUAUUUUUCUACAACGUUGGCUUAUUCUAGAAAAUCUUGCUUCUGGAUAGAAAUCUAGAAAAUAAAGUUCUAGCAAAAUAGCGCAUGAUCUACGUGAUAAAAAGUAUCAAGCUUUCUUGGCUGUACACAUUGCACUCAUUAAUACAGUGAUGGCAACACUUGGUCCCGCUGAUAUUUGACUGGUUGAAAAUCAUAGGGGAAUGAAGUUCACAAACUUGUACAGUGCCAAAUGUGGCCAUCAAUGCCACAAAUACCAGCUAUAUACUACCGUAAGCAGGGAUAGGCCAACUCAUUGCUCUGGACAUCUCUAUAGACUGAACAAUCUGAUUCCUAUUCAUCACUGAAUAAUUAUCAUCAAUGGUGUAAAAAGCAAGGGGUUGGGUGGCAGAUCCCCCAGGUAUUUUUGUGAACUGUGUGAAACCCCCCCCUAGCUAUUUCAGUUUAACUGCUUUCAGCAACCUUCCCAAUGAUAGCGUACCAUUUGUAAACAAACUCAAAAUAAAUGUAUUCUAACCUUACCCUCAUGGCGGUAUAAAAACGGCAAAAUAGAUAAACGACACUGGCAGUUAUAACAAAUAAAAAUAACAAUAAUAUAUAUAUAUAUAUAUAUAUAUAUAUAUAUACAUAAAACGCAACACUUGGAAAGCUGCGUACCACACCGAAGGUGGGUGACUAUAACUAAACUGUGAUUAAACUAAAAAGAAAACUGUACGGUCAUACUAAUGUUAGCACAAAUCAUAAAAUAUAUUUAUUGAGUAAAUUAAAACCAAAAUUAUAUUUUUAAUUAAGUCAAUAAACAUAUAUUUUGAUUUGUACUAACAGCGCAAUUGCACAGGUUUUUUUUAAGCGUACCAUUUGUGUCUGUACAACCCUUGUAGUUUGAUGCAUUUGUUCCCUCUGAGAUUAGCAAACUGAGGACAUAAAAUCUUUACCAAAAAAAGAAAAGUCUUCAGUGGGAGACAUACAAGCAAAUGUAUAGGUCAUUAGGAAACUUGUGCUAGCUCUGCCCCAUAUACUCACUCCACGCGUUAGAUUCAUUUCCUCUGGUAUAAUAUGCAAAUAAUGAAUUUUACAAAAGAGAAAUCAUGACAUCAUGUUUCUAGAGUACACGCGUGCCUCUCUAAAUCUGUGGGUUUGUAGCUAGCAAAAACAAAACAUAACAUAGUUACUAAAUUAGUCAGAGUGAACUUGACAUAUUCCACUGACUUUAUGCCAAGUCCUAUGUCUUUUAAGUGAUUAUUCACUAAACAGCAAGUUGAGGCAAAAAACUAUUUGUAAAAUGUUACCUAAAAUGCUGAAAUUGGAAAAAAAUCUGUCUAUCUAAUCAUAUUUAUAAAAUAUGAGAGAAUUAGAACAAUUCUGGUAAAAAUAUGUAUAUUUUUUUAUUUUACAGUUAUUGCAAAAAUAGCACAUUGCACCCAGAACUACUCAGAUUGUUCCUUUAUAAAUAUAUUUUGUGUGCAAGGUAGAUAAACAAUACACUAAAGAGGAACUGAUACUAUUUAAAUAUUGUUUUUACUUAUUCCACAAAUAUAUAUUUUCGACGUGUGAAAAAUAUAUUUAAAUUUUGAAAUUUACACCUGUUUUUUUCUGCAACUGUGAGCUUCCAUCUUAUCUCCUUGUCAAUCACUGCUUCAGUAGAAAAAUAUGUAGAAUAUCUCUUCUUGGGAAAUACUGAUGGGUGCCUACUGUAACUAGUUGCUACACAUCCAGGAUGUUUGAGCUACAGAUAAGAAAAAACACAAAACAGUGAAUUAAUGCAAACUAACAACAAUGAAUUGGCCAACCACUUGAUUAAUCAUCUCUCACACCUUAGCCUUUUUUAUUCUGCGGUUACAGUAAUUAGGUUAUCUGGUGUCAUUUCAUGAGAUCAGUCAAGCCAAGAAGAGCAUGGACACUAUCAUAUAUAUAUCAGUAAUGUGUAUUUUUAGACUGAAAACAUGCAGUAAGGGUUCACAUAAACGACCAUAUUUAUUUAUUUAUUUCCCUGAUAUAUAUCUUUUACGUAGUGCUAUUGCCACUGCAGACUUUUUGACCUGUGCAUAUAAAUAAUAACAAAUGAUAUGACUCAACAUAUAUUAUGAUAUGAUAAUAACAUGGAAUUACCUAGCAAAAUAUGGUUGGGUCUCAUGAAUAUGCAUAUGUGUUCAUACAAUGUCCGCUAACUUGGCUUUUUUAUCUCUCUAUUUAAGGCUCCCAAAAUGAAGACGCCCAGUGUGGUGACUGUCUACCUGGAUUCUACGAAAGUGAAAAUAUUUGCCUGCCCUGCCCUCAGUAUGUCUAAUUAAAAUUUUACUGAGAUAUUGUGAAUUUUACUGACAAAUUGUGAAAAUUCAUUUGAAAUUUUGGAUCAAAAUAGCCAGAUUCAAAGUAUCACCCAAUUUUUAUAUUUUUCAAAUGAUUUAAUAUUUUUGGAUGAUCUACUAAAAUGAUUUAAUAUUUUGAAAGUAUGUUAAUACUUUAAAGUUCUGAUGUAUUGAUAUCAUUUUUAUAUAUGAUAUUUUAAAUGUAUUUUGAUAUUUAAAUGAAAAUUUUAUUUGAAAAAUUCUACAUUUUUUAAAUCAUGUGAAAAGCUUAGCCAACAAUAUUAAAUUGAGGCCUAUAGGCCUAUGUUUGCACUUCAGCUAUUUGGCCUAUGACAACAAUUUACAGUCACCUUAGUAAAUAAACCAAUGGGAGUUAUCUUCUGUAGUUUUUUUUUGGACAUAUGUGUUUGUCAUUACUACAAAGUAAAAAAAUAUUUAUCAUGGGGAAAUGGUUUCCAGCAAAAGAAAUUGUUUUAUCAGGUCUGAUUUAUUAAAAUGAAACCAAUUCUUUCAUUCUAGAGAUUUAUGUAGCAGAGUAACUUUUUCCACUAAGUAGAUUUUUGAGCUUGUCUCCCCAUCCUAAUCUCAAUGGGUCCCCAAGAACAGGUACAUCGCCAAUUCUUCAUAUUCCAGGCUACGUCCCCUAUAAAUUAUAUACUGUAACAUCACUUCUCUAGAAAUUAUUUGGAUUGUGAUAGGUCUAAUAAAAGCUAUUCUGUACAAUUCCUAUCUUAUAUUAUGUAGCAAUACUUACCCCAUCCUCACACCGAACGAAAUAACCAUUCACAUAUUCGUAGCGCAUUCUCAAAGACAAACAUGGGGCGUAACAUCCUUUCCAGCUUGGCUUGGUCCAUGUCAGUCCAGCAUCCCGAUUCACGCAUGUUUUGUAGACGCAGGUAUGACGUUGUCCAAUCAAAUCACACAUAACAGUAUUUAAACUCAUCUGGCCCCACUUACUGUGCCCUAUUGUGGUUUCUGCUCUAAGUACCCUUCAGUGCGUUCCUUGUUACAUUGUGAUGUUUCUGGUAUUGACCUUGGCUAAGUUCUUGACUCAGAGUUUCUCUAUAAGCAUUUUUUUUGAAUUAUUUACCUGUACUUUUGAUAUACCGUUUAUCUGACUACCACUAGUUCUUGAUAUGUAGUCUCUCUGUUAUCCUGACCUAGGCUUGUAUUUGACUACGCUUUCACUCUAUUGUAUAUGAAAUCCAGCCAUUCUAAGGACCAGUAAUACGUCUAUUCUGUCCAGUCUGUUAUUGUUAGACUAGACUCCUAGACUCUGCUUAAUGGGGGGUAAUUCCUUGUGAUCUAUUAUUGAACAAUAGAUCUGAAAGCUAGUGCAAUAUACAUAAUGUGGAUCCCUAUCAAAAACAACAGUUAAAGAGCCACUGAUCUGCAUCUACAAAUCUCAUUCUGCACUUUAGAGGUCCAGAAGGCUUAUUCUAGUCCUCAACAUGCUCUUUCCAUAAUCUUCACCAGAAUUGUCUAACUUUGACCCUCCAUCUUUUUUGGACUGGGUUUCUUAUAUUUCAGCACCACAUUUGCAGGGUUAUAGACAAAAGUGAAAAUGUAAAAAUUAAUUUCAAAACUAAGGUAAAAGUAACCAAAAUGUAAAAAUUUGCAAUUGUCCUCUAUAGUCCCUAUUUGGCUUCUUUGGGCUUAUAUUUGAAGUUCACUUUGAAUGCUCACUGUUCGCUCUAGUUACAUAAAAUACAAAUCUAACCCUUUUACAACCCAUCUUAGAGUCAAUUUGUUAAUUUUUUACACAAAAGUGCCUGGAGUAAGAGAUAGUGUUACAUUUGAAGAAUAGUUCACACAAACUACACAUAAUAAUAUAUCGCUUUGUCAAAAAUAGCUUCCAAAAUGUCAGUCAGCUUUACAAAGUCUCUCGUGUAUCUACCCUCAAGCACAGAAUUGUUGUGUUUUUUUUUACCCUUUCACCGGCAUGGCUUUAAUGAUGUAUCAUGCACACAUAUGGGCAUUCACCAAUAUUUUUGAGAAGAAUUAACUGUCAGUUUCUUAGCGAAUCUCCUGGGAUCGUGCUAAUAAUCAACCUUGACAAUCAGUAGCAUUUGGAGGUUAUUGUGCAUGCGCGGCAAAAUGCUGCACUGCACCAAACAGAAUCUCCUCGUAGAGAUGCAUUGAAUCAAUGCAUCUCUACGAGGAUUAUUCUGCACCUCCAAGCAAAUGGGAAAGAUUCUGAAUGGCAGUGUGCUGCACUACCCCAGGAAGCACUUCUAGUGGCCGUCUGAGGAGUGGCCACAGGAGGUGUUUCUAGCCAGUAUUGUAAACACUGCCUUUUCUCUGAAAAGGCAGUGUUUACAUUAAAAAGCUUGUGGGGACAGACUAUACUCACAAGAACAACUACAAUAUGCUGCAGUUGUUCUGGUAACUAUAGUGUCCCUUUAAUUUAGGGAAGAGCAGGACAGAAACAUAGCCCAGAGAAACCAAUGACUUGUUGACACACAGAUAUGAAUACAUUACCAUUCACUUUAGUGGUGGGGUUGCCAGAUUGCAUGCUUCAUGGUUAUAUUGUGUCAAUAUUGUAUGAAUGUAGAUGUGUAAGAGUGUGUCUAUGUCCCGUCACUGUACGUAGCCAUGUGGAGGCCCUUGUAGUACAAAAUCUCAGUAGGUUGUCUUCUCCAACUAAACUCUUGCUUAUAGAGAUAUGUUUUUCCUUUUUUUUCAGAUCAGAUCAAAAUAUGUGUGGGAAUGAAACUAACCCAGAAUGUAUAAAGAUAUGUAAAGCAAGCAAUCCUGGUAAGAUCAUUUAGGCAGUGCUAUUGCAUAAGCAUGGCUGGAAAUGGUUUAGUUCAGUUACUCAGAAAUCUUCCCUUAGCAGUAUAAGAAUGGGCAUGGUUUCCUGUUUUGUGGUAAGAAAGUAAGGUAUUUUCAGCCCAACUGUCAGAUUUGAAGGCUGUUGUAAUUUGAGAGACGGUGCUCACAUUUUUUUUUCAGAAAACUUGUUAAAGAGAGUUCUAGAAUGGGAACAUUUCAGAUUUACCCAGGAGGCUCCAUAUAUAUCUGCUAAUUGUGGUGCCACAAAAGCAUUGAAUGAAACCAUUUAGAGGGGAACUAUUACAUAUAUUAAAUUAACAUCACUGAACAAAACAUUGAAAAUGACAUAAAAUUUGUGUUAAUCUAUUUUUUUCACGAGAAACUCAGUUUUCUUUUAAAAUUAUAGUAAAUAUUGAGCAAAUGACAUCAUAAUCCAUUUCAGACAAGGCAAAGCCAGGGCAAACAUUUCAAAUGAAGAGGAGAAAUAGAAACCGUGUGUAAUGUCUCCUCUUCUCUUUAUACAUUCUCUGUGCUGACUGCUAAAUGAAAGGACAGAACUUAAAAAAAAAGAAUGAUAGAGAGAUACGAUAAAGGUAUUCAGUUGCAGGAUAAAGAGGUAUAGAUUUCUACAUGCAAUUUUUUUUGUUAUGCUUCACAAAUAUAUUUCUUAAAAAGAGGGAUAAGUAAAUAUAAUCUAAAUUCUCUUUAAUAGGAAUAUGGCAUCUAGCCACCCCAAUCUGCUUCUACUCUUUCCAGUGUAGUGGUAAUCUGUUAACCCACAGGUUUUCAACCUUCGGGACUCCAGAUAUUGUGGCCUUUGUCUCCCCUGAUGCUUUGCCAGCUUUAUGGCUGUAAGAGCCUUAAAUGUAGUUUGAAUGUUGCCUACCUCUGCCUUAACAUUUUUAAAUUCAUAAUAUCCAAUGUGGGACCCAGAAUAUCUUAGGGAAAAAGGAAAAUCAUCUUCAUGCCCUAUCUGAAGUACAAGAGAACGGGUUCUGAAGAUUUAUUAAGAUCCCAGAUUUGGAUUGAGGGUGAACCCCAGUGCACUACAGUUUUGGGUUUGUGGCAAUACUACACCAGUUAAUGUUUGUGAGUGUAUUUUGUUUGUUGAAUAUUAUGGACAAUGAUAACCAACUUUGACACUGCAGAUGUUUGAAAACUACAUUUACAAUGAGAUUCAGGAAAACAUGUUACACAGGUGUAAACAUGGUCAAGGCUAAGGUUAAAGCAGUCCUGUCACCUUUUUUGACUUCACCCCUGAGCUUCUCAUAUGGUCUUCUGAGCUCCCCUAAGUCCCUAAUGCUUGCAUCGUGCCCUUGGUUGGUACUACUCACUUUUUGAAUGUGUUGCUAGUCACAUUGGAUCUUCAUUUGUAGCCUUAAUUUUACAAAUUCCUACAUGGAACGUGCUGGGAAUCUGAUGCUUUGCCCUUGCUAGGGCUUAUGCAUCAAAUCGCAUGCAUGCCCAGUUCACUGAAAUCAUCAUUGGUGAUUACAUGUUCAGGUGGGGUGCCUGGACCCCACUUCUGACCAUUGCUGAGAAGAAUUAAAUCAAUGCUGGACAGAGGUGACUAAAGAGUUAGACAGCCAAUGGCAGAGUUGACUAAGGACUUGGAGUGUGCCAACAUUUGUCAACCUGUGGUUUAUACAUAAGAGAAAGAAGUAUUUAGAACUCUGCAAGGAAACAUUAAAGACAAAAAAGUGGUCAGCCCAGUGUGACAUAAUAUAGCAAGAUGGAGAAGAUAAAAAAUGUGACAGAGCCACUUUAGUGAUACUACAAGUAUAAAACUUUAACUUUUAUGGAUGAAUGGAAAAAAAAAUGUCAGUUCUUUUAAGACUUCCCGUUGAGUAAUUUUUAAUAAAUAUAUGCAAAAAUCAACAUUUUGACUCUAUAGGGUCACUAUCAAUACAUAUAUAUAUAUAAUUACAUUAGCCAAUAUAUGCAUGCAUGAUUCUUAAAUGUGUUUUGGCAAUCUGUAUGGUUUUUGCCGUUUUAUAUAAUAAUUGUUUUCAUAACAAGAUCUGUAACAGCACAACAUACAGUAAUAUCCAUGAUGUACAAUUAUUUCAGCUGAAUUGUUCGGGAAUUUUUGUCACCUAUUUUUAGCAGGGAAAUUAUAUUUUAUUUAAUUUAUUAUCAUGUUUGAAGUAAGAUAUGUCACCAACAUAUUCUUCUUUUGAAUGGGAGGGGCCUUUGUAUGUAAACCUGACCUUAGAAAUAUUAACCCUGCGAUGGCUUAUCUUGGCUCCCUCAAUAUUUGUGAACUACUUCUCCCAAGAUAUUUAGCCGAUCUUUAGAUUAUCUGUGCAUCGUGGAAAAUUCACAAAACAUCUAAGAGCCAAAGGUAGCUAAUGGGCUGUAUUAUUUAAUGGUGAAUAAUUAUACAACAAUGUGAUGAUCUCUUGGUUUCCUUCUUCAGGUCUAGAUUCGUCUGUGCCAUAUAUAAUAUCGGGCAUUCUACUUUUCCUUUUGUUGCCUGUUGGAGGUUUUCUCAUUCAUCAGCAUAAAAAAAAGAAGACAGAAUCUCUGGGUAAGUUAAUAUUUACUGGAUAAUUGUUGUGGUAUUCAAAAUUAUUGUUCUGUGCUUUGAGUUUUUAUUUGCAUUUAAAGGACCACUAUAGGCACCCAGACCACUUCAGCUCAGUGAAGUGGUCUGGGUGCCAGGUCCCUCUAGUUUUAACCCUGCAGCUGAAAACAUAGCAGUUUCAGAGAAACUGCUAUGUUUCACUGAGGGUUAAUCCAGCCUCUAGUGGCUGUCUCACUGACAGCCGCUAGAGGCACUUACGCUAUUCUCACUGUGAAAAUCACAGUGAGAAAGCGCUGGACAUCCAUAGGAAAGCAUUGAGUAAUGCUUUCCUAUUGGCGGUUUGAAUGCGCGCACGACUCUUGCCGUGCAUGCACAUUCGGAGCUGACGUUGGCAGAGGGAGGAGAGUUCCCCAGCGCCGAGGGAGCUGGCGCUGGAGAAAGGUAAGUGUCUGAAGGGGUUUCAUCCCCUUCAGCCCAGCAGGAGGGGGGCCAUGAGGGUGGUGCGUGGGGACCUAAUGAACCUAUAGUGCCAGGAAAAUGAGUUUGUUUUCCUGGCACUAUAGUGCUCCUUUAAAUAUAGCUAUCAUUAGCAUAAUGUGUUUUUAUUUUUAUUUUUGAGCUUGUUGAUUGAUGUGUGCUGUUUUCACCUGUUCCAUUCUUGAGGUAAAUUUCAACGUGUAAUUCCAUUUCGAAUUUAAAUUGCCUUUUUCACCUUCGGUGGUCUUUCCAUAUUUUGAUAAGACACCCAAUGACUGCAUCUCCAUUUGGUGUGACGUUGCCAAGGGAUGCAGCUGAAUGGAAAUCUAUUUAUCUGAAGCUUCAUCCACCAGUGGUGACAUCAAUUCAGCUCCAUCCUUUGGUCAGGUUUGUCACCUUGACACAUGACAAAUCCAUAAGACAAAUUAGUCCCUAUUUUGUCUUAUAAUGUUUUUUGACCAUCAACAUGAAUAAUCCUUAAUAAGAAUCUAUCUUUAUGAAAUAUUUAAAUCAAUAUUGCUGUUUUUUAAAUAUCUAAUUAAUGUCAUCUUAUGUUACAUUUUUAAUGCACACAUAUACUAUUAGGGAGAUUACUAAAUGGUGAUAAUACAUGCGAGAAUUUUCUCUAUAUCUACCUACAAACCUGAGGAUAUACACUAGAGAGAGUACUCUCUGUUGCUGUCCUAUUAGCAAAUUUCCUUUAACCCCUUAAGGACACAUGACGGAAAUAUUCCAUCAUGAUUGCCUUUUAUUACAGAAGUUGUGUCCUUAAGGGUUUAAAGAUAUUCACAAUAUCUAUUAUUUAGGUGAUAUUUUAUUUCUGUCUCUUAAGCUAUUAAAAUAGCUUAAAUAAAAUAUACUUUUUGAGACACCAUCCUAUUUGAUGGGUCAACAUACUAAGUGGUUGAGGUUCAUUUGUAGUUGACCAGGGUACAUAUAGCCAAUACACCAUCAACUAUGUUUUUGAAAUGUACAUCAAGUGAUAGUUCAAAUAAAUCACAAACUAGCAUGUCUUUAAUUAUGUAUAUGUAAUUUAUCUUCUUUAUUCUGUAUAUAAACACUAUUAUGGUAAUGAAUGGGUUAAUUGGGCUAAUACAUGUAUUUUUGUGUUUUAGGAAAUCACGGUUUUACACUGGUAAGUACACUUUGAUUUAGAACACACACGUAGAACACAGUAGUAAGCACCAUUAAUCCAAUUCAUUGCACUACUAAAUAUCCAACUGUUUGAAUUUUGUAAUGUCAGAACUUUUGUAGAAAAUUGAAGUAUGGAUGUAGAAUGGUGAUCCUCCUAUGUUAGAUUGUAUAAUAUUAUCUGAAACAAUUGCAUAGUAAUGUAGGUUGAAAAAAAGUCUCAACUGGUUCUACUGUUGAUCCAAAAGAAGGUAAAAAACACAAUUGGAAGUGAUAAUGUUGCCGUAAAUGGGAAACUGAUUCCAAAAUGACAUUCACAAUAUUCAGAUAUAAAGCACAUAAUUCCAUGUUUUUUUAAUGUUCUUACAAUAAAGAAUCCUUUUUUUGGCAGUAGGAGAAAUCUCCUUUAUUCAAGAAUACAUGUGUGACCUUUUGUCCUUUGUUAAGACCUAUUAAUAAACAGAUUACCAGAGAGCUGUUUACAUUUAUAUAAAAUUACAAUAUGCUCUCUGAGAUGCCUUUUCUUAUCCAACUAUUUGAAUUUUGUAAUAAUGUUAGAACAUUUGUAGAAAAUUGCAGUAUAGGUGUAGAAUGGUGAUCCUGCAGGCAUAUGACCGGCAAGUAGUGUAGAGCUAUAUUAUUUUGUAAAAUAUUAUCUGACACAGUUGCAUAGUAAUAUAGGUUUAAAAAGACUCAUGCCCAUCAAGUUAAGCCUUUAUUAAAUUCAACUGAACGCAACUGGUUCUACUGUUGUUCCAAAAGAAGGUAAAAAAAUCACAACCGGAAGUGAUAAUGUUGCCAUAAAUGGGACAAUAUUCCUUCCUGAUUCCAAAAUGACAUUAAUAAUGUUGAGACAUUGUUUCAAGCAUCCAGAUGUUGUUAAAAAAAAAUCUGUGCAAAAUCUUAUAAAACAACUGCUUUAGACAUAUAAUUCCAUGUUUUAAAUGUUCUUACGAUAAAGAACCUUUUCCUUGGCAGUAGGAGAAAUCUCCUUUAUUCAAGAAUACAUGUGUGACCUUCUGUCCUUUGUUAAGAUCUAUUAAUAAACAGAUUACCAGUGAGCAGUUUAUAUUUAUAUAAUAUCACCAUAUGUUCUCUGAGGUACCUUUUCUUAGUAGAUAAAGAAAAGAAUGAUACAUUUUGAAUGUUUUGUAAAUAAUUAAGACUAAUAUCGAUUAGAUUUGACAUUAGAAAAGUGCUAGUGUGUUUGUGUUUGUGUGUGUGCGUGUGUGUGUGUGUAUAUAUAUAUAUAAACAUAAAUAUGUUGGUGUACUAAAUGUGAUUUGCUUUUAGAGGAGCUGACGUUUGAAUCAGCCUUUCUGGAAAAAAAAGAUGUGUUUUUGUUGCUUCUAGAAUGCAAAAGGUUAAAUUCACAUCUUGUCUGAUUAGCAAAGUGCAGGUAUAUUUACCUUUCUGUUUCCUAAAGGUUGCUAGGACACCAGGUCUUUCAGACAAAUUAAAUUUUCAGGGCUGUAUGCAUGCAUUAAAUAUGGGUUUCAUUCAUAGUUCAUGAAGAGUGCUUUCUCUGUGAGUCAUUCUAACAAAACAUGGACUUAUGCAAAGUUUGCUAAGUCUACAUAGGUUCGAACAAAUGAACAAGCCAUGGAAAUCAUCUUGCUCAUAUUAUUUGCCAACAAUGGACCUUCCCACAAACAUAUCUAAUGACUCGGAGGACAGAACAUCAGGGAGGAAUUAACCAGUCUGUCUUGUAUAGUCACAGUGAGAGAAACAUGAUAAAGUUAUUUGUUUUAUUUAAAUAAAAACUCUGAGGCUUCUUAAAAGUUACAAUAAUACAGUUACAUAUGACAAAUGAUGCCUCUUGUGCAAAAUGCCUACGUAUAAAUUCAUAAAUAAAGGCAUUUCCUACAUGUAUCAUCAUCACAUGGGCUUAUUUAUUAUACAUAUGGACCUAUUUAUUACAUAAUUUUAUAUUAACCAUUAUAUAAUUGACAUUUUAUUUACCAGUAUGUUAUUUAUAAACCUAAUGGUGUACCACGAGACUGCCCCAAAACCAACUUCAUCUCAGUGAUGAAGGAUUAAGUCCCUGGGUGCCCUCUAUCCUUAGAGAGUUAAACCAUUUUCAAUUGGUUUAACCCCCAAAUCUGUUGAGAUUAAGUUGUUUUGGGGAAGUGUCCCUUCAAGUGUAGUGUAAGGGUUCUACAUUUCCCAGUACUGCCUGAGAUGUGGGACAGAGGCAAUUGCUUCAGCAGCUGUCAAUAAAACAGUGUCACUUUCUCCCGGUUACUGUAAUUACCACUAUUUUCAGGUCCGAGAUUAGUGGGAGUUACAGUCCUUGGUGUUCUGGGAGACAGCUACUUCAUCUCUGCCAUUACUAAACUUGUGGCAGCUGCUAUUCAGGAUUGUAACGUCCAGUAAUUUCUGAGAAAAACAUGCGUAUAAGCAACUGGCGGAAUGCAUGUGAAUACUUAACGCACGUGAUGCAUGUGUAACAGAGUCUAUUUGUGUGAUGUAUAUGUAUGUAUGAGAUGUAUGUUUAUUAAUUGUGGGUGUAAUGCUAUGUUGAUUAGGCUCCAGAAGGGUCCAGUAAAUGAAACACCAUAUCUCUAGCAUGACUACCCCUCCGCCCCUCAGCACCUCUCUACUUUCUUGAUAUAAAAACAGUUAUUAUUCAAAAUAUCAUAGAUGUGGCAUAUAUAGGAAGUGGUCACAGUAUGAGAUCACUGGGUAAGGCCACAGAGAGAACCAGGUACAUCAGCCUUUACAAAAUAAGUACAUAUUACACUAAUUUGCCUAUAGUGUCUUAAAGUAAAACAGUUGCCACUAUGCUCCUUUCUAUUGUCAGAUUCUAGAACUCUCACAGCCUUUUCUCUCAGGGAAAGGCUGGCGAGCAAGAGGCAAAUUUUAUAGAAGCUGCACUAAUAUGAAGAAAAAUAUCCUGCUGUGCCACUUAUGGUCACUAGAGAAAUACACUGAACAAAAUUAUAAACACAACACUUUUGUUUUAGCCCCCAUGAGCUGAACUCAAAGAUCUAAGACUUUUUCUAUGCACAUAAAAGGUCUAUUUCUCUCAAAUAUUGUUCACAAAUCUGUCUAAAUCUGUGGCCUUUUAUUGUGGCCAGCCUAAGGCACAGCUGUGCAAUAAUCAUGCUGUCUAAUCAGCAUCUUGAUAUGCCACAGCUGUGAGGUGGAUGGAUUAUCUCAGCAAAGGAGAAGUGCUCACUAACACAGAUUUAGACAGAUUUGUGAACAAUAUUUGAGAGAAAUAGGCCUUCUGUGUACAUAGAAAAAGUCUUAGAUCUUUGAGUUCAGCUCAUGAAAAAUGGUGGCAAAAACAAAAGUGUUGCGUUUAUAAUUUUGUUCAAUGUAUUUUAAUGGGACUCUCCAAUUCCCACAUAAAAAAUAAAUAAAAAUAAAAUCACAGUUUUGUAGAUAUACCCACAAUGAAAACAUGCAUUCAUUUAAUUAUGUAUUUCUUCGAAAACAGGUUGCAAACUCUGCAGAUAUCUUGUCUGAAGCCUUUGCAAGCCCUCCCAUUCUAACUCCACCCAGACUUCUGUUGCUGUCCAAUCAGAGACUUCCCAGUGCAGCUCAGUGAGACGUCUUUGCAAGGCAGCUGCUCUGGGCAACCAACUGCUUCUUGAGUUUAGCUCCACUGAACUAAUACAACUUAUUAUAUAAAAGUGACAAUUUCUAAUGAAAUCAGAUUUUUUUUUGCAAAAUUAAACAAUAGGAAAGACUCUUUACAUUUAAAGCACUCUAGCAAGUUAAAGUCCCAUUAAGUGAAAAACUCACUUUAAAGUCUAGAAUCUGUCUGACUGGUUUCUGUACCGCCAUUGAAUAUUCAACAGAUAUAUAUGGCUGUCACGGUGGCUUAUGUAUGUGUUUGUCAAAAGUAUAGUUACAGCAUCAUAUUCUUAUGUUAACAGGCCAAUGUGUUUAUUUGCUUUACUAUUCUGUAAAAUAUAUUUUUAAUUUAGUCUUUUCUAGAAGACUUAAUAAACAUAUUUGUGUCUUGUAUUUUGUAGCAAGAAAAAGUUCCUAAUUUAAACAUCAACUGUCAGGAUUCAAGUACUUUUCUUCAGUGUGCAGAGUGUGACAUUGAUGGACAAAUUUCUUCAAAAUCAAGUCAAGGUAAAACUCAUAAUUUACAGUUUAAGCUAUUGCGCCAUCAUUCUAACUUAUAGUUGUAUUAUUCUAUGUGUUAUAUAAACGCUGUCUGUACACUGCACUGCAAAACACUUGUGAUGUUAAACUCUCUCUCUAAAAAAAAGUGCAAGUCUCUUGACAUGUCCUGUCUAAUAUAUGCAAUGACUCUGUCACAUUUACUCUUGAUGCUAUGUCAGUAAAAGUUUGUAUGUCUAUCUAUGCACUACAAAAAUAAAGAAUUAUAAAAAAUAAAAAAAAGGCUGCUGACAUAGUCUUUAAUUUGUGACAGAGAUGCCUGGGUUCUCAUGAGCUAUGCUAAAAACCAGAAAGAAAUAAGACUCUAGGGCAGGCUUCCCCAAACUCCAGCCCUUCAGAUGUUGCUGAACUACAACUCCCAUGAUUCUCAGCCGAUCUAUUUCAUUCAUAGAAUCAUGGGAGUUGUAGUUCAGCAAAAUCUGGAGGGCCGGGGCUUGGGGAAACCUGCUCUAGUGGCUCAUUUCCACACUUGUUAGUGAUGUUUACUGAUAAGUCGUUAUUUGCUUAAAUGACUAAAGUUAGACUUCUGCACAAAUUCUGUUCAGCUGCCACAAAUGUAUCAAAAUUCCUUUUAAACUACACCUGAACAAAUCAUUAUAUCAAGGAUUUACCUGUGGAUUCUUAUUCAUUAAAUAAGUCUCCACAGGUAGAUAUCGGAUGGAUCGAUUUGUUUUUUUCAUAUGCCCUGUUGGGCCAGCCCAUGAUCACAGGAAAUUUAUAGACACAAAUAAUUACAAUACAUACUUAAGCAAAACAAACCUUUUAAAUUGUCCUGGUGAAAUGUCUACUGUAAUGCAUUUAAAAACACACUUUUCUUUUUUUCUUUUUUUUUUACUGACAUCCAAGUCACAAAAGCAUAAAUGCUAAAUUAUGAACAGAAUCAACAUCAGUCAGUUUAAUUUGGCUGCCAUCGCCUACCUGCUGUCCCUAAACUCACUGCUUAAGGGCUACAUUCAACUGACAACCAUGGAAACCAGUCCUAUGUUUUAACAAAUAUUGGCCAGGGCUCAACAACUCAGCAGUUUUUAGAGACUGUUGCAGAUAAUUGGCCAGUUUAUUUAAUCGCACAUACUUACAAGAAAAUAUAUAAUUUUGCACUGCGGACAAAUUUAAUAUGUAAAUACCUACUGAGAUGGUUCAAUUUAACUUUAAACCAGUUUACAAAUUCUGCAUUUUAAACUAACGACAACAUUGUAGUUCUCUAUUAACAAUACAGCUCCAACAGCAGUGUACAUGAUCUAUUUUUAAUAAGGUUUAUCCCCUUUGUCUAGGUGACAUGUUGUCACAAUAGAUUUGCAUUCAUUGUCUCCAUGAAAUAUUCAUUAGUGUAAAGAGUGACUGUACCAAUCAGAUAUAUGCUGACACAUUGAUACUUUUCAUUGUUCCCAGGUCAACCAGCUUCUAUUCUCCACAAAGGCAGCGCUCUCUAUGAUAUCAUUGACAGCGUCCCCGUACGAAGAUGGAAAGAGUUCAUGAGGGUGCUGGAACUUCCAGACAAAGAAAUAGAAUUGGUGGAGGUUGAGAUUGCCAGCUUUCGAGAUCAGCAGUAUGAAAUGCUCAGGAGGUUGGGACAUCUACGAUCAACUAGCUUAGAACAUGUCUUCAAUGCCCUGGAAAGGAUGAAUCUCUCUGGGUGUGCGGAAGAACUGAGAGAAAAACUAGAAAGCCAUGCGUAA